Molecule: messenger RNA, 1074 nt
Organism: Ramularia collo-cygni
Lineage: Eukaryota; Fungi; Ascomycota; Dothideomycetes; Mycosphaerellales; Mycosphaerellaceae
Exons: 1
Coding region: 1-1074 (357 amino acids)
Source: RefSeq, a predicted model, not a curated record
AUGCCGCCGACCGAACAGAUAAUUUGGGAAGCUAAACACAAGCCUGGAUCCCUCAAAGGGUCACGACGGCCGUCCACAGUGGUUGAUGCCAGUGGCUGCAGGGUUACCAGAGGCUUCAUCUUGCCCAGCAGAUCUUCAUCGCGGGAUUCCAGCGUCUCCUCUCACGCACCGCCAUCCCCCGGCAUUCCAGCAUCGCCACUGGAAGACGCAGCUCCAGGCUUUUUCAGACCGAGCGGCUCGCUAUACCACGCCCCAGAGAUGGCUAUUCUCAGAUCAGAUUCAAACUGCUCCCUGCACAAGCCUUCACGAACGAGCAGCUUUCUUCGACCGCCMCAGCUAGGUGGUCGUUCAAAGACUUUCCACGGUAGGCGUGCUAGCUGCUGGUACAAUGAAGGUUCCGAUUCCGCCGAAGAUGCAAAGUCUUUCRGCCAUCUCGUUAAGCUGCAAGUGCCUUUGCGCCGCACUCAAAGCGAUCAUACUGGUCUCAUCUCCAUCCAGGCCGCGGACAUCACCAACAUCGAGAUGCACACGAAUGAUACUUCGAACGGAUCAUGUGCCAUAUUCGACACACCUGAAGUAGAGAAUGCCAUCGCCUCCGACAACGACGAUGAUGAAGAGGAUGAAGACGACUUCAUAGUGGCAGGCAACUCCUUCCAUGUAAGCGGGAUUGCAGCACAACGCAGCCGGCCUACCUACGCCCAGCGGCGAGCCAUAAGUGACCAGCGCGUCACGCGACGGGAUAGUGUACUGCAAGUACCACCCAUGCCGCCAGUGCAACAGUUCAGCGAAGUCGUAGUCAGCACUACCGUUUCUUACGUGUCUGCCGGAUACGAGGAAGAAAUCGAGACACCAAUUGAAGUCAAGUCAUUUGCCGAUGAGGAGAUUGUCCCGGCCCAUGCGCUUCGACCAUCACGAAGCAGACCUCGCCCCGCCAAAGGAGUUCUCAAACAUGCCGGGAGCAGGUCAUCUUCCGAGGAUAGUGUCAAGCAUGUUCACACUGCGAUCAGUAGGGGCAGCGGAUCGGUCGUUAACGGUAGAUUGGUGAUGCCCGAACCUGCACCGCAGGUGAAGUAG